Messenger RNA from Neoarius graeffei (lesser salmon catfish), 3530 nucleotides. RefSeq names its product myotubularin related protein 7b (gene mtmr7b). Gene Ontology annotation, biological process: dephosphorylation. The transcript has 14 exons. Gene Ontology annotation, molecular function: phosphatase activity. The coding region runs from base 249 to 2195 and encodes 648 amino acids. Lineage: Eukaryota; Metazoa; Chordata; Actinopteri; Siluriformes; Ariidae. The record is from RefSeq and is a predicted model, not a curated record.
GGCGCGUGCGGUGUGUUCGGCUCGGCGGAGUCACGGUCACUCCGACACGGAACCGGGAGAGCAGGGAACAGCACGCGCCGCAUUUACAUAGGCUACACACACACACACACACACACAUAUAUAUAUAUUCAUAUGCAGUGCCGUUUCCGGUUCCGUUAAACGCGUUGAGAGGCAGAGCGCGCGCGGAUGGGGUGUCGGACACGGGGCGCGCGCGGUGAUCCCCGGGAUUGAAGCUGUGGAGCGCGAGGAUGGAGAACAUCAGAACACCGAAGGUGGAGAACGUGCGUUUGAUCGACAGGCUGACUCCCCGCAAGUCCACGGUGGGGACGCUGUACCUCUCCUCCACACACACCAUCUUCGUAGAGAACUCGGACACACGCAAAGAGACGUGGCUCCUGCACAGUCUGAUCAGUAGUGUCGAUCGCACCCCGGCCACGCCCACAGGAAGUCAUCUCAUCCUACGAUGUAAGAACUUCCAGGUGUUUCAGUUUGUGUUGCCACUUGAGAGAGAAUGUCUGGACGUCCAGGAGUCACUCGCACACCUGUCCCAUCCAGAGCGUUACGGAGAGCUCUUCUGCUUCUCGUACUUGCCCAGCGUGGCUAAAGAGGAAAGAGAAAAGGCCUGGAGUUUCCUGGAUCUGCGUUCUGAGUUUAGCCGGAUGGGAAUUCCCAGCAACCUCUGGCACGUCACUCCGGCCAACCACGAGUACAGAGUGUGCGAUACGUACCCCUCGGAGCUGUUCGUGCCGAAGUCAGCAUCUCCCGCCAUUAUCGUGGGCAGCGCCAAAUUCAGGAGCCGAGGGCGACUUCCUGUUCUCUCCUACUUCCACAGGGACACUGGUGCUGCAGUGUGCCGCAGCAGUCAGCCUCUCUCCGGUUUCAGCACUCGUUCUCCGGAGGAUGAACAGAUGCUGCAGGCCAUCAUGAAGUCCAAUCCCGCCAGUGAGUACAUGUACGUGGUGGACACACGGCCGAAGCUGAACGCGAUGGCCAAUCGGGCGGCAGGAAAAGGCUAUGAGAACGAGGACCACUACACGAACAUCCGCCUGCAGUUCAUCGGCAUCGAGAACAUCCACGUGAUGAGGAGCAGCCAGCAGAAACUCAUCGAGGUCGGUGAUCUCAGGUCUCCGUCGAUGGGAGACUUCCUGUGGGGUCUGGAGAAUUCCGGGUGGCUCAAACACAUCAAAGCAGUGCUGGACGCCGGAGUCUUCAUCGCCAAGGCUAUAGCAGAGGAAGGGGUGAGUGUGUUGGUACACUGCUCUGAUGGAUGGGAUCGUACGGCUCAGACCUGCUCCGUAGCCAGCGUGCUCUUGGACCCGUACUACAGAACCAUUAAAGGAUUCAUGGUGCUGAUAGAGAAAGACUGGGUGUCGUUUGGACACAAGUUCUCACACAGGUACGCUCACCUGGACGGAGAUCCUAAAGAGGUGUCCCCUGUUCUGGACCAGUUCCUGGAGUGUGUUUGGCAGCUGAUGGAGCAGUUCCCCUGCGCCUUUGAGUUUAACGAGCGCUUCCUCCUUCAGCUGCACACACACGUCCACUCCUGCCAGUACGGCAACUUCAUCGGCAACAGCCAGAGAGAGCGCCGGGACCUGAGGAUGCGCGAGCGGACUCACUCGCUCUGGCCGUGUCUUUGGGAGAACAGAUCCGAGUUUAUCAAUCCUCUGUACAGAUCAGACCACAGUCAGACUCAGGGCGUGUUGAGACCCCUGACCACGCCCUACUGCUUCAAAUUCUGGAAAGGCAUGUACAGUUCUGUGGAAAGGGGCAGGGCCUCGCAUCAGUCACCUUCUGAUUGGCUGACCGCCGUGAAGGAGGAGUCACAGCAGCUGGAGGAGGAGCUUAACACCCACCAGGAGAGACUUGCUCAGCUGCUCGAGAACAAAACGAGAAAAAUGAAGAACAACAGAGCGACUGAACAUUCGCACCGGACGCUGCUGAAAGGAAACGAGGUCGGCAACCCUCAGGAUUACCCCACCUGCAUCUGCCCUGCUGCCGGGACAGAAAGCCACACCCCGUCCUACUUCACACUACCACUGAAAUCACCCACGACCCCCAAAGCCACCGACGCUGACGACCUUUCUGUCUGCAGCGACCUCGAGUCAGGCGUCGCCGACCUCAGCAGCCACGCCUCCAGCUCGUGCGAUGACGCAAAAGACCCUCAUCUGGACGAGGCAGCUUAUGCGAGCGCCUGACAGAUUUAAAAUAAAAAAAAAUAGAGACAGGAUAACUGUAUAGUUGAUCACUGGACAGUCAUCGGAUUGCAGGAUGUCGGUUAAGACAAGGGUUAAAAAUAGUAUUUUAAUUUAUUUAUAUUAUUUUCAAAUGACUGUUUUAUGACUAAAUAUUUAUGAGCACAGAGUCUUCAGAACUAUCAAAAACAGUGCUGAUUUUUUUAAAUUUAAAUAUCUCAUCUCAUCUCAUUAUCUCUAGCCGCUUUAUCCUGGUCUACAGGGUCGCAGGCAAGCUGGAGCCUAUCCCAGCUGACUACGGGCGAAAGGCGGGGUACACCCUGGACAAGUCGCCAGGUCAUCACAGGGCUGACACAUAGACACAGAUAACCAUUCACACUCACAUUCACACCUACGCUCAAUUUAGAGUCACCAGUUAACCUAACCUGCAUGUCUUUGGACUGUGGGGGAAACCGGAGCACCCGGAGGAAACCCACGCGGACACGGGGAGAACAUGCAAACUCCACACAGAAAGUCCCUCGCCGGCCACGGGGCUCGAACCCGGACCUUCUUGCUGUGAGGCGACAGCGCUAACCACUACACCACCGUGCCGCCUUUAUUUAAAUAUUAGUUUAAUAAAUGGUUUAGAGAUCAAUCAAAAGUACACAAUUUUCCCAGUACCCCACCCUGCUCAAAUUAAUAAUCAUAAUAUUUGUGUCUGGGUGAGAAUAGUCAUACAUCAGCUAUUCAUAACCAGGUUGGGUUUACUAUGCUGGUUGGCUACAGACACCCGAGUGCAAAUAGCACCUUCCUGAUUAGACACGUCGUCGAGUUCCGAACAGGUUCAGCGCGUUUCUGAUGGUUGUUGAAUUGCGUAUGAAUUUGAUGUUUCAGAUUGUUCCUGAUGGAAAACCUUAAGCCGGUUCUCAUUAUAACGGAAACCAAUGGAUUGGGGAUGUUUGGCUAUGUUUUUUUUUUAAACCUUUUACCUCAGCAAAACAUGUUCACUUCAGUGCUAAAGUGAAGAACAAAUACACAUCGGUUGAUUAAAUACAUUUGGGAUCAAGGGAACAUUGUGCAAAUUAGAUCAUUUCAGCUUUGAUCAUCUUCUGCAUUUCAUAUUUUAAAUCAGAUAUUAUCUACAUAAACAUACACACAUAACCACCAAAGCUCAGUCGACCCCUUUCACCCUUUCCGCAAAUGGUGCCCUGAACCCUACAGGACUUUUUUCCAACCCGAGUGUAAAUAAGGGCUGCAAGCCUCCAAGUUUGGAACGAGGAAACUUUCCAGACUUUAUACAUACUCCAAUACAGUACUGUGCGAAGUUUUAGGUCUGUUAAAUCGUAUGUAAAACACUGU